Messenger RNA from Athalia rosae (coleseed sawfly), 1432 nucleotides. RefSeq lists its product as uncharacterized. The record is from RefSeq and is a predicted model, not a curated record. The coding region runs from base 957 to 1265 and encodes 102 amino acids. The transcript has 2 exons. NCBI's taxonomy places the organism in Eukaryota, Metazoa, Arthropoda, Insecta, Hymenoptera, Athaliidae.
AUAGAAAAUCAUUGACGAUCAAAACCAUUGGGAAAAUUAGUUAUAGGCUGACGAAAUGAAAUGUAUUAAUAUUAAGACCAACAACAAAUGUUGUAUGCAUAGAUAAUUAUAAGAGUUACGUAUGAAUGGAUGAAUGAGUGGUCAUUACGUUAAAAUAGAAAAUUUUGAGUUUGUAAAGUAUGCACAGAUCCCACCUUUACAAAAGGGGGGAAAAUGUAACCAGUUAAAUUUCCCGCCCGUCUCAUGGGUCAAGUGCGCCACGGAAUUUGAGGAAUAAGGAGAGGACCCGGAUCAAGACUCUGGGGAAGACAACCAGGAAGACAGUUUCGAAACGUCCGUUGCUCAGCCCACAAAUUUGACGUAGAAGCUCGAACGAUUUUAAAUCAUCCGUACUAAUAAUGAACGUGCAGAAUGUAAUGUGAACAAAUAAUUCAACGUUUAACCAAUGAUGAUAAUAAUAAUCGUAAUACAAUCAAUUGUCUAGCCAAGUGAUAAAUAAGACGGUAUAUCUGUGUCAUGGAUAGUUUAAUGAUCAUCCUCAAAUCACAACGGUCGAAUUUGAAGUGAAAGUAAUCCCCCAGGCAGAGUGACAUAUAAUAAGAUACGUAUACCGACAAUCGCAAUUGUGUCUGAUCGCACGUAUUGAAGAUGCAGAUCGCUUUUGAACGCAUCAAUUAGAAUAUAAAAAGGAAAAAAGACAAUAUCAUAUCGACCAACUUGAAAAUCGGCGUAUACCACCGUAAUUUUCAACUGCAAGUACGGCAUCAGAUCACACACAUUUAUAUUGCCUAUGGAUUAUAGAAUGCAAAUUGCUGGAACCGUUCACUUAUAUUCUUCAAGUACCUGGUCAACAGAUCAAAGCAAUAUUAGCCCAUGCUUUUAAUUAUUGGCUAAAAAUACAUCCGACAUGAAUGACUAUGUCUAUUACUUCUUGAGGGAGUAUACGUUGCCCAGUCAUGGAACCUCCCCAGGAAGUGUCACCCGCAACCAUAUCGAGGCUCGUCGAACGUGCUACGGAAAAGGCGGAAAGGCCCGAAAACGCGAAUACGCGUAUUUGUUUCAUGGUGGCGGGGAUCUCGUGUGUCUUCGGACGAUGCAUCGAUGGUACUCGUAUCUUUAAAAGAUGCUGCAAGCCCUUCAUUCUGAUACUUGAUCAGGGUGAUGAACGCUUCAACGUGGAUAGUAACAUGGAUGACGAUGACGACGAUGAAGAUUUCGAGGAUCAAGAUGAUUCAGAACUGGAUGAGGGGUGCUAUGCGGACUAACAAAAAUAUACAACAACGCCAAAUUUUGUUUUUAUAAGAUGGUUUUUAAUGUUAUAAAAAGUUUUUUUAGUACAAACAUAUACAUUCGUUUAUUAUUUCUCGUAAUCUUACUGCUAUAAAAAUAUGUGUGUAUAAAUCAGUUGGUGAAAAAAAUUGUUUUUUUUUUU